Molecule: messenger RNA, 408 nt
Organism: Cornus florida
Lineage: Eukaryota; Viridiplantae; Streptophyta; Magnoliopsida; Cornales; Cornaceae
Product: small ribosomal subunit protein eS24z-like
Exons: 5
Coding region: 1-408 (135 amino acids)
Biological process (GO): translation
Cellular component (GO): ribosome
Molecular function (GO): structural constituent of ribosome
Source: RefSeq, a predicted model, not a curated record
AUGGGGGAUAAGGCGAUCACAAUCCGUACGAGGAAAUUCAUGACUAAUCGGCUUCUGUCCAGGAAGCAAUUCGUCAUUGACGUUCUCCAUCCAGGAAGACCAAAUGUUUCCAAGGCUGAGUUGAAGGAGAAAUUGGCGAGGAUGUAUGAUGCUAAAGAUUCAAAUUCCAUAUUUGUGUUCAAGUUUCGAACCCAUUUUGGAGGGGGCAAAUCUACUGGUUUUGGUUUGAUCUAUGAUUCUGUUGAGAAUGCUAAGAAAUUCGAACCAAAAUACAAGCUUAUCAGGAAUGGCCUGGCCACCAAGGUAGAGAAGUCAAGGAAGCAGUUGAAGGAGAGGAAGAACAGGGCCAAGAAAAUUCGUGGUGUAAAGAAGACAAAAGCUGAUACUACCAAAGGGAAGAAGAGAUAA